Molecule: messenger RNA, 673 nt
Organism: Eutrema salsugineum
Lineage: Eukaryota; Viridiplantae; Streptophyta; Magnoliopsida; Brassicales; Brassicaceae
Exons: 4
Coding region: 50-541 (163 amino acids)
Source: RefSeq, a predicted model, not a curated record
ACCAUAAAAUCAGAUCGAUUCAAAGUAUCAAAACCUCUCUCUAUUCUACAUGGAUGUUCCAAAAGUGUUAAGAUUUUGGCUAAUCUAUGUAGUGUUGCUCUUUGAUAGCCAAAGACACUCAGUCUAUGCGCAGGCUGGUGGUGUCAUCGGUGGCGCAGGGAUUUUGGUUCAGAGAGCUGCAUUCUGCUUCAACAAUAACCUCCUCUAUAGAGGGUGUAAUGAGGCAUUCAGACUAAACCAAGGAGGUGAAUUCAAGGUCCCACUCGAAGACACAGACAGGUUCUGCAAUGGCCCUUGUGCAGCUGAGACAGAACUUGUACUUAAAUGCAUUAACAGCGUCAUGUCUGAUUUCGUGUUUUACAAUCGGGCUACACCGAGAGAUAUCAGGAACGCCCUUCGUGGUGGCUGCAGCAACUCCUUCACACGAGGAAACUUCAACGUUGGAGAUUAUACUCAAGGACUAUUCUUUGACAAGGCCGAUAACAAGCUGCCAGGUUUUUUCAUUGGACUAGUUCUUGGUUUGGCACCGUUUAUCCUGUGAAUCCUACUUUUGUCAAUCUAUGAGUAUAGAAGAUUAUAUCCUAUCAUUGUUUAUUGCUCUGAAACGAAGAUUUCUCUUUUUUCUUUCACGGGAAGCUUUUGUGACACGGUUUCAAUUCUACAUAAGAACUAC